AGCGGCCGCGAUUUGUAACAUCAUAUAUACUCCAUACUCCAUAGGCUCCUCUGUUUCAUGAUUUUAUAUAAACCCUGAAUUCUCAACGGAGGCUCUCGCCUUCGUCUUCGUCUUCUUCAGCUGGGUUUCUCUCUGGUUUCCUUUGAUUCUUGUUCUGGGUUUUUUAGAUCAAUUAUUUUUUUUUUCUUUUCGUCGGAGAUUUCUCGGAGCAGCCAGACGAAGAGAGCCAUGGUGGAGAUCAAGGAAAUCUGGACGAAGAAGACGUUGAUUGGUCUUGGGUUGGGGCAGUUUCUCUCGCUUCUCGUUACUUCUACUGGGUUUACAUCUUCUGAGCUCGCUCGAAAAGGAAUAAACGCUCCUACUUCACAGUCUUUCCUGAAUUAUGUCCUGUUGGCUGUUGUCUAUGGAGGUGUCAUGCUAUACCAAAGACCCGCACUUAAGGCGAAGUGGUAUUAUUAUCUCCUCCUCGCUUUAGUAGAUGUGGAGGCAAAUUUUCUCGUGGUGAAGGCUUAUCAGUACACAUCAUUGACAAGCGUAAUGCUGCUUGACUGUUGGGCAAUCCCGUGUGUUUUGCUUCUCACUUGGAUUUUUCUGAAAACAAAGUAUAGAUUCAAGAAGAUCACUGGUGUGGUUAUAUGUAUUAUCGGUGUUGUCAUGGUCGUCUUCUCUGAUGUUCAUGCAAAUGAUCGGGCCGCGGGAGGAAGUAAUCCUGUUAAAGGAGAUUUGAUUGUUAUAGCCGGAGCAACAUUGUAUGCUGUCAGCAAUGUCAGUGAGGAGUUCCUAGUGAAGAACGCAGACAGAACUGAGCUCAUGUCUUUUUUGGGCUUUUUCGGUGCCAUUAUCAGUGCCAUUCAGAUAGCCAUACUUGAACGUGGGGAGCUCAAAUCUAUUCAGUGGUCAGCCGGGGCUAUAGCUCCUUUCCUUGGAUUUGCAAUUGCAAUGUUUCUCUUUUACUCGUUAGUCCCAAUCUUACUCAAGACCAAUGGUUCUGCAAUGUUCAACCUCUCAUUGCUAACAUCAGACAUGUGGGCGGUUGUGAUCCGCAUUUUCGCUUACCACGAGAAGGUGGAUUGGCUUUACUUCCUGGCCUUUGCAACAACAGCAGUUGGACUGGUCAUAUACUCUAUGCGGGAGAAAGAUCGGAAAGAGCAAGACAGUGCAGAGGUGGCGGACGAGGAGGAGGCUGGAGGGUCACUUGGCGGUGGCCGUGCCAUAGCCGAAACCUCGACCAAAGUCUGAGGUUAUUGGCUCUGAUCUGAUGAGAUGUACACUCUGACAAAAGUUUGUGCUUUCCUUUCCCACAAAAAAAAAACGCCAAUGUCGUUUUCUUAAUUCUUUUUUUCUCUGUAUAGAAGAAUAAUAUUAUUACUAUUUCGAAAUAAUUGAGUUAUAACACACAGCCCUUGA
This is a messenger RNA of Tarenaya hassleriana, 1407 nucleotides long. RefSeq names its product solute carrier family 35 member F1-like. Bases 229 to 1239 code for a protein of 336 amino acids. The transcript has 11 exons. Gene Ontology annotation, cellular component: membrane. Gene Ontology annotation, molecular function: transmembrane transporter activity. Lineage: Eukaryota; Viridiplantae; Streptophyta; Magnoliopsida; Brassicales; Cleomaceae. Gene Ontology annotation, biological process: transmembrane transport. The record is from RefSeq and is a predicted model, not a curated record.